Molecule: messenger RNA, 3091 nt
Organism: Plectropomus leopardus (leopard coralgrouper)
Lineage: Eukaryota; Metazoa; Chordata; Actinopteri; Perciformes; Serranidae
Gene: fbxo30b
Product: F-box protein 30b
Molecular function (GO): protein binding; ubiquitin protein ligase activity; zinc ion binding
Source: RefSeq, a predicted model, not a curated record
UUAAAGCAAAGCUGGCGUGAAUGAUAUUCACCACAGUUAAGGUUUAGUUAUGAUAAAAUGUGUGAUUUAUGGCUCAGUGACUAGUUCAGUGAUGUAGCCUACACCCAUAAAUGUCCAUGCAAUCUGCAUUUAUCCGGCGUGAAUACAGUUAAGACUAAAGCUAUUCUGUUUAAAAGGACGGUGGAUUUUCUCACAGUCGCCAUCAGAAGCGCUCUGAUGCAGGUCUGAAGAUGGCGGAGGACCAUGCUCAUUGUAUGUCCUGUGUUAAUCAGAGAUGCAUGGUCAGACCUGAGCCCGGCAUUUCAUGUGAUCUUAUCACCUGUCCUUUGGUGUGUGGGGCUGUAUUUCACUCCUGCAAAAUUGAUGAGCACCACCUUUUGUGCCCACUGAUGAGGGUCCCCUGCCUCAAUAGUGGCUACGGCUGCCCCUUCAACCUGGUGCGCAACCAGAUGUAUGCACACCUUGAAGUGUGCCCAGCUGGAGUGGUGUGCUGCACUAUGGAGUGGAACAGAUGGCCUGUUAGCUGCCUAGACUACACCUCCUAUGAGAGCCUGAGCCGUGGGAUGGAGGAGGUGGAGCAGCUGGAUAUGGCACUUGCUCUUCAGGACCAGCGGACACUACUUGAGUCUCUCAAGGUGAUUGCAAUGGCACCUACUGCAGAAGGAGAGCCACUUGUCCCUGUCAGUAAGGAGAACAGGGUAACACACUCAGCUGUGCUUACAUCUGCCCCCGAGGCCUCCACCGUUAUUGAGUCACCUUUGCAGUCGUCAUCCUCAGAUCAGCCACAACCUCCCCCAACAGGCUCGGUAAAUGAGAGAAUCGUCUGUGGAAUUAACGGCUUGAACGAGGAGCACUUCGGUAAACUUUACGAGGCUACAGUGGAGACUGCAAGAAGCUUAGCCGCUGCUUUAGACUUUGUUAGCAGCGCCGGCUCUGCAGACAGCAGCACAGAAUGUGUGAACAGAGGAGCUAGACUGAGCAACAAUGGAGACCUUAAGAAUGGACCGGAAGAUAAAAGACCGGCUGAUAGUUUGAAUAAAAGAGAGAUGCAGGAGCACAGUGUUUGUUCUAGCUGUUUGAAAGGAAAUGACGCACUGAAAGGAAGAGAUCCCAAGAUUUUAAACACAACAAAUGGACCGCUGUCAGGAGAAAUGGAGGCCUGUCCUAUCAAAGUGCAAGAUGAAAUGACUGCAGGGGUUUCUCAGGAGCCAGUCACCCCUCCGUUGGCAUCUCCAGUGCAUGUCAGUCAGGGUGUGGCGCAGAGAGCUGGUCAUGUGGUCCUGGAAGAUCGGGGGCUAGUUCUUUUAGAAAACCUCGACCACAAGAUCCACAACUACCAGUUUUUUCGAGGCCAGGGCCAAUGUUCAUUACCUAAUGGACGAAUAGGUUUCAUCCCAGGACGGCCACUGUAUCGAUUGCGCCCCAAAAUGGAGGACAAGGCAGUCGAUACCUCGGACCUGGAGCAGGAUGACGACCCCAUGGGUCUGGGAGAAAUCGAUCUGAUCACAGCAGCGCUGCUCUUCUGUUUAGAGGAGUCCAGAGAGUGUAGAAGAAUCUCCGACACAGUCUACGUGGACGGCUACCAUGUUGACUUUGGCACACAGACUUUCACGUUCCCUGCAGCGAUCUUGGUAACCAACACUAGAGUGGGCGACAUUGCCUCUGCGUCUGCCUGCGACCACGCUGCCCCCCAGCUCUCCUACCCCAGCCCCUUCCGCACCCUCCGCCUUGGUCUUGUCCUGGAAGCUCUGGAGGUUGAGGCAGUCCCACAUAACCGCUACCUUCCUCCUAACCCCCGCUAUCAGCACAUGUUCCCCUUUGUUUGUGGUCAGUCGCUGCGCAGGGACCAGUUCUCUUCUCACUUUACAAACGUCCAUGGCGACAUUCACGCAGGUCUCAACGGUUGGAUGGAGCACCGCUGCCCCCUGGCAUAUUACGGCUGCACAUUUUCUCAGCGGAGGUUUUACCCAUCCACCCAGGGGGCCAAAGUGGUUCAUGACAGGCACCUCAGGUCCUUCGGGGUGCAGCCCUGUCCAAGGGCAAAACUUGCGAGUGACUUACAGACUGACCAAUUUAGUGGGCUUCCUAUUGAGAUACUGUGGCACAUAGCUGGUUUCCUGGACAGUUUCAGCCUGUGCCAGCUGUCACUGGUGUCACGGACUAUGAGGGAACUGUGUGCCAGUCUGCUCCAGACCAGGGGCAUCGUGGAGCUGCAGUGGGAGCGAAGACAAUGUCCUGUUGCCCCUGGAACUGUGUCUUGGCAGAUCAAAAAUAAAGUGUGGAGAUUCAGCACCGCCUUCAGCCCCGUGUUAUCGUGGGGUUUCACUGAUCUCCCCAGCAUGUCGGACCAUCUUAAGAAGUGCCACUUCAACAUCGUGGAACACAAGACUGAGCCCGUACCUCUUCCUGCCAUGUGUACUGCACGAGACGGACAGUCACUGCGUCGCGUCCUGCGUCACAUUAACACCUGACCAAACAAGCCUGACUUCUCGUAGCUGGACAACUGUGGUGUCAUGUGGGUGUUGCAAUUACAGAUUUUGUGUCUUGAAAACAAAUAACUCUUCCUGCUUUACACUAGAUCAUAAAAAAAGCCUUAAUGAAAUAACACCUUAUCUGCCACAUUAAGGUCUGUUGUCGUGGGUGUCUCUAUGUGGAGAAACAUUUAGCUUUGCAUGGAUGUGUGCUGAAAGUGCGCCUUUAUUCUGGUGAGAUAAAAUAUAUUUUCUUGAAGACAAAUAUGCACUAUAUGUUUAUAUUAUUAUAUGUGAUAUACUGAUAAAUGUUUUCACUAGCUUGCCUUUCACUAGUAGCCAUGGGGAAAGCAGAUUGUUGGUUAUAUUGCAUUAUUUCUGUGUGACAGAAGUUUUGCCAGCACUUUACACAAGAUUUGCUAAUCCCUCCUCCAGUAUGUCGAUUUGUGACCCUAAAUGAUCAAGUCUUUCUGAACCUGAAGUGGGUGUCAACCCAUGCAAAUCUGGGUUUAUAUGAUGUCAAGACACGAGUCAAAACAGAUAGACGUUAAUAUAAGGACAGCCUGAUGAUGCAUGUAAUUUGCUACUGUUCAAAUAAAGUCUUUACAGCCUUUUAUGGA